AUGAGUAAUACUAAUAAUUCUAACGCCCCCAAUGUUAGCGAUUCUAAUGUUCCCAGUGUUAGCGAUUCUAAUACUAACAAUACUAAUAACUCAACAUCGUUCAAACAAAAAUCUUCUAGACCAAAAUCAUCUAAAACCAACCGCAAAAAUAAGAAAAAUAGUUUUAAUAAUUUGAUGACCUAUAAUCCCUCCUUAGAAGACGAUGACUAUAACGUUGAUAAUGGUAGAUUCUGGGAAAAUCUUUCGAGAGAAAAAUUAGAAAAAGAUAGAGAAAAUGACGACAAUAUUAUUAAUCCUGGUAAACGGAACGAAAUGUUAGAUCAAAUGUGA
Molecule: messenger RNA, 330 nt
Organism: Entrophospora candida
Lineage: Eukaryota; Fungi; Glomeromycota; Glomeromycetes; Entrophosporales; Entrophosporaceae
Source: the annotation of a GenBank genome assembly